AUGUACCAAGGACAGCAAAACAACCAAGAGCCUUUUGACCCUACAGAUUUAUUUGAGUUCAGUGAUGAGGAAUUCCGACAAAUGAUUAAUUUACAAGAUUCUUUUGAUGUCCAAGAAGAAGUUGAUAUUAAAGAAUGUCAAAAGCAAGAUAAUAUAUUCAUUCCAAGUUUGGACAUGAACUACUCUACUGUUUUUGACAUCAUAUUAAAAACAGAAGCUGAAUAUAUGUCAUCAACUUCUAUUGUUGACAUACCAAUACCUGAAGGUGAAGGAGCGUCAUAUUCUAUUAAUCCAUAUGAACUUUCUAGAUUUAACCAAAACUCACAUGUUAUAAACCAUAUGCUUACCAAUCAUACUGAGCAUCCAUUCUGUGAUGUAUUAUGCAGUAAUCGUUAUCACCGUAAAUCUGAUUUAACCAAACAUAUGAAAAUACAUAAAGGUCCUAAUAAUGUAUCAAAUAGUUCACAGUUCACAGUUCCAAUACAUAGCCGGAGUAUUACAAAUGGUAAAGGUUCUGAAAAUAAAGGUGACAAAUAUCAGGCACCAAAUACUAAAAAAGGCAAUGGCCAUGGAAAAAGUCGCAACAAAAGAAAAGAUCUUUUAAUAGCUUUAAAAUUUUACUCAAAACCACAUACAUGUAACCCAUGUGGCUUGUCAUUUACAUAUAAAAAUGUACUACUUAAACAUUUUUAUCGUUGUCACAAUCAUGAUGGUGUAAAUAUUGUUUCUACACAAAAAUCUAAUUCAGAAAGUUAUGAACUUACAAUAUUGGCCAAUUCAAAAUUCAAUAAAGUCUCUUUUUACUUUUGUGAUUCAUGCAAAGAAGCUUAUAACAGAUUUGAUGAUUUUAAACAUCAUCAAAGGUAA
Messenger RNA from Macrosiphum euphorbiae (potato aphid), 867 nucleotides. The record is from the annotation of a GenBank genome assembly. Lineage: Eukaryota; Metazoa; Arthropoda; Insecta; Hemiptera; Aphididae.